AUGACUACAACUCACCCCAUCGCCAAUGGCGCCCUCAAGCACGAAGAAGACCCCCAAGCCAUAAUCGACCAGAAAAGCCUCGAUGAAAUCAGCCACCAUAAUCAUGGGGUAGCCGAGGGCUUUUUCGAAAGGUUUUUCGGAAGGUCGCCUUUGGACAACUCAGGUAAAAAAACCAUCGACCCCCUACGACGCCAUUUCAUCUCCCGCCUACCAGAAUCCGAGGAGGAGCUCGACCUUCCUGGCACCUCGUAUCACUGCCUCUUUUUAAGUACUAUAGAGUAUACUUGGGCCAAGGUCCAAGUUAUCGGGCUCGAGCUUGAUGCUGAGUAUUAUGACCGCGACUCUGGCUUGGUACAGCUCUACAAAUACGCCCAACAAGUCUUCCGAAGUCAGCCGACACGCCUCUUUCUGCACGGGAUAUACAUUUUCGGACUGUCGAUGGAACUCUGGGUGUUUGAUCGAGUUGGAAUGUACAGUUGUCACCCCUUCAGCUUGUCAGACGAUCAAAAGCGAGCCCCACCUAUUUUCGACACCUAUUCGCGCAUGAGUGAUGCUGAGCUCGGCAUCAACCCACUACUCCAUCUCGACGAUACAGGGACAUACAUCUUGGCCAAGGCAGAGGGAGAACCGGACCAAGGGCCCUCCAAGUUCUAUCUUGAAGAUGAACCGAUCGUGUCUCCUGAUACUAUUGUGAGCCAAAGCCCCAUCUGCUACCGAGCGAGGAUCUCGACUUCAGCAAAGCCCGAGUUCGUCGUCAAACUUUCAUGGAGAUCACGAGCUCGGCGCUCUGAAGAAUCAAUGCUCCGACUUGUCAAGGAGCGCAAGGUCCGUGGCGUCAUACAGAUGUACAGUCACCAACAGGUCGAUACCAUCUCGAAUCUUCGCCGGGGCUGGACGUUUGCAGCGUUCAAAGGGGGCUCAGCCAAUGCCUCCACAACCGGAACAACUACUUUCACGAACCUGACUCUGAACUGCCUAGUUGUUUCUCCCCUUGGUCGCCCUCUUGGCCGGUUUCAUUCAACGGAGGAGUUUCUCCGAGGUUUCCGUGAUGCCGUCGGUGGGUAUCGGUCACUGCAUCUGGAUGGCAAGGUUCUUCACCGAGACAUAUCGCCGCACAAUAUCAUUCUUGCUGAGGUGAAGAGGGAAGGGGAGCCAUGGGGAGUCCUGAUUGAUCUCGAUCUAAGCAUGGAACUUGCUGUUGGUCCAGCCCGACCAGGUGAGAUCAUGGGAACCAAGGCAUUCAUGGCCAUUGAUGUGAUGAAGCGCAGACAACACAAAUACCGCCAAGAUCUCGAAUCUUUCUUGUAUGUGUUUCUGUGGGUUGCUAUCUGCGGUGGUGAUCGGAAGUUGCCCGCGGAUAGUCGGCUUCAGCGAUGGCUGGUCGGAGACUGGAGUGAAUUGGCCCAAAAGAAGAAGGAUGAUAUGGAGGAUGAGAAUUUUGCUGCGAUAGUGGCCGAGUUUACGCCCCAAUUUCGGGCUCUAGAGGGCCUGGCUUAUAGGUUGCGAGACAUUGUGUUCUCCCCAGAAGCAAAAUCCGGGUACAAGGAGGCCGAGGAGAUGUAUUCUGCCUUGAUCUCUGCAAUUGAUGAUUGCUUGAUUUUUCACAUUGAAUCACAAAGUGCAGCUCCUAGUUAUCAAAUUUGA
Molecule: messenger RNA, 1644 nt
Organism: Fusarium keratoplasticum
Lineage: Eukaryota; Fungi; Ascomycota; Sordariomycetes; Hypocreales; Nectriaceae
Product: Non-specific serine/threonine protein kinase
Exons: 1
Coding region: 1-1644 (547 amino acids)
Biological process (GO): protein phosphorylation
Molecular function (GO): ATP binding; protein kinase activity
Source: RefSeq, a predicted model, not a curated record